AGCGCAGAGCGCUUCAGUCUGUGACAGACACCCGUGAGAGAAGGACGCGUUUCCAGCCACCAUGUCCAAUCGGUCGUCAUCAGUCAGCUAAUCACUCUCCGUACUGUGCUCUCUCUCUGUUUCGUUGAACCUGUAUCUAUCCAUCUCUUUCAUUAGCGCUGAUUGCAGCGUCACAGCAUAGAAUGUCACAGCCUAGGAUAAGGGCGGCCUGCACUGUACUCUGUUUAGCACUCUGCUUCCUGCUGGUCCAAGCACAAAAGAAAGGUGGAGAAGGAGGAAGAGGAGGAGGAGAUUCAGGAGACAAGAAGGAUGAGCCAGAAUUUGUGUGCCCUGAGGGAGGAGGCAAUGGAAACUAUGCCGAUCCUGCUACAUGUAGGAGGUUCUAUCAGUGUGUGGAUAAUUACCCCUACUUGAACCGUUGUCCGUCAGGACUUCAUUUUGAUGACAUCAGCAAGCUUUGCACGUUCAAAGCCGAAGCCAGGUGUGGACCUAUACCCACAACUAGUGCUCCAAGCACCGAGCCAGCCGUGGACCUGGCAGCCAAGUGUGACACCUCGCAGUGUCAGCUGCCAUACUGCUUCUGCUCACGAGAUGGCACCAUCAUACCAGGAGGCUUGGAUCCUGACGAGACACCGCAGAUGAUCCUACUGACGUUCGACGGAGCGGUGAACCUGAACAACUUCGAUCACUACAAGCGAGUGUUCGCCUCGGACCGACGCAACCCGAACGGAUGCGAGAUCAAGGGAACUUUCUUCGUGUCGCAUGAGUACUGCGACUACAAUAUGAUCCAGGAGUUGGCUCAUAACGGACAUGAAGUCGGAGUCGAGACCAUAUCACUUCAACAAGGACUGCAGGACAAGGGCUACGAAGAGUGGGUGGGAGAAAUGAUUGGCAUGCGAGAGAUUUUGAGACAUUUUGCCAACGUGUCAAGGAGUGACAUUGUGGGAAUGAGAGCCCCCUUCCUCAAGCCUGGAAGAAACACUCAAUACGAGGUUGUAGAAGAUUUUGGUUUCAUCUAUGACAGCUCAGUUGGAAUUCCACCGCUCAAGUUUCCAAUCUGGCCUUACACUCUCGACUACAAGAUCCCUCAUGAAUGCAAGUCGGGCACCUGCCCCACUAAAUCCUUCCCAGGCAUCUGGGAAGUGCCUCUGAACGCGCACUUUGUGGAGACGUACGAGGGCGGCCACUGUCCCUACCUGGACCAGUGUGUAUUGCACAACCAUGACCCUGACGAGGUGUUUGAGUGGCUGCGCGAGGACUUCGAGCGCUACUACAAGCAAAACAGGGCGCCCUACAUGAUGCCCUUCCACACCAACUGGUUCCAGAUCAAGGAGCUCGAACGCGGGCUGCACAAGUUCAUCGACUGGGCUAUCAAAUUAGAGGACGUGUGGUUCGUGACGGUGACACAAGCCCUGACAUGGAUGACCGAGCCGAAGCCCAACAAGGACCUCAAGACAUUCGCUCCUUGGAAGUGCGAGCGCAAGGACAACCUCCCUUCAGCCCCCUGCAAUCUACCCAACAAAUGCGCCCUCUCCUUCAAGCCACCUGAGGCUAAUUUCAGCACUACAAGGUAUCUUACAACAUGCAGAGAAUGCCCGAAUAAAUAUCCCUGGCUGGGAGACUCAGAAGGAACAGGCAUAGCGGGUCGCGAUGUUUACAAUCCAGAAAAUUGAAGCCUUUCAAUAAAAAAUUAUAUGUUUAUGAAAAUCUAAAAGAAAGCAAUUAUUUUAGACGAGGACAAACACACACAAAAUCAAGAACUGUUUUGUGAUGAAAAUGGAUAUUUUCUAUCCUAAUCUGUUUUUCAAUUAUAAACUAAUAAUAUCGAAGAUUGAAUUGAAUUAGUUCUAUGAUAAUUAUAAUCAAUUAUUUCAAUGCUUGAUAAGUUUCCUUGUCAGCAUUUUUCUAUAAUAAAUUAUAAAUUUCAAAUUGAAUUAUAAAUUGUUAUUAUGGUUGCGAAUGAAAUAUGCAUUGUAUAUUCUUGAAUUGUUCCAUAAAAACCUACUAUUGAAAACGUUCGACAGUUCAUCACUUAUUGAGGAGAAUCUCUUCAAUAUAGUUAUUAUUAUGAAAAUGUGUCCUGUCGGCUGUCAUUGAUAUUGUUUUGAUAAUCGUGGUAACUUAUCAUAUCGAAUAAGAUUGUAUUUUUAAAUGGAAAUUUACUGUCUGAAACUCUUAUUUCAAUGAGGAUAGAAUCAAUAAUAUUAUUAUUAAUGAGGAUAGAAUCUGUUAUAUGUGUGACAUUUUAGGAGUCUUGUGACUGUUUACAAUCUUUUAUGAAAAUGUUGUUUUUUUAAAUAAAUUAUUUUCAUAUACA
This is a messenger RNA of Nilaparvata lugens (brown planthopper), 2317 nucleotides long. It is a transcript of the gene Cda4, whose product is annotated as chitin deacetylase 1. The coding region runs from base 183 to 1673 and encodes 496 amino acids. Gene Ontology annotation, cellular component: extracellular region. The transcript has 10 exons. NCBI's taxonomy places the organism in Eukaryota, Metazoa, Arthropoda, Insecta, Hemiptera, Delphacidae. Gene Ontology annotation, molecular function: chitin binding. Gene Ontology annotation, biological process: carbohydrate metabolic process. The record is from RefSeq and is a predicted model, not a curated record.